Molecule: messenger RNA, 1508 nt
Organism: Salvelinus namaycush (lake trout)
Lineage: Eukaryota; Metazoa; Chordata; Actinopteri; Salmoniformes; Salmonidae
Product: lysosomal alpha-glucosidase-like
Exons: 7
Coding region: 16-996 (326 amino acids)
Biological process (GO): carbohydrate metabolic process
Molecular function (GO): alpha-1,4-glucosidase activity
Source: RefSeq, a predicted model, not a curated record
CUCUCUAGAGGUCACAUGGAACUAGGCCUGGUGUCUAAUCAUGUCUCACCUCAAUCCCUCUCCCUCCCUCCCCCUCCAGGUAUGUUAACCUUUAACCUCCUGGGUGUCCCACUGGUGGGGGCUGAUGUCUGUGGCUUCAGUGAGCAGACUGAGGAGGAGCUGUGUGUUCGCUGGACACAGCUAGGAGCCUUCUACCCUUUCACACGCAACCACAACGCUAUCGACCAGAAGCCCCAGGACCCUCCAGUGUUCAGCCCUCGAGCCCGUUCAGCCAUGAAACAGUCUCUCCUGCUACGCUACUCUCUCUUCCCUCUGCUCUACACACUGUUCCACCGUGCACACACACACGGACACACCGUCGCUCGCCCUCUGCUGUUCGAGUUCCCCAAGGACGUGAGAACGUAUGGGAUAGACAGACAGUUCCUAUGGGGGAAGAGUUUGAUGGUGACACCCGUAUUAGAUCCAGGUGUGGACUAUGUUGUGGGCUACUUCCCUCAAGGUCUCUGGUACGACUACUAUACAGGUGAUUCUAUCCGUAGUAAAGGAGAAGAGUUGAGGCUCAAGGCUCCUCUAGAGCACAUCAACCUUCACCUGAGAGAAGGAGCUGUCGUACCUACACAGCGUCCCAACACAACCCUGUUUGUGAGCAGUGGUCAGCCGCUCCACCUCGUGUCCAGUCUGUCUGAAGACGGCUCGGCCGGAGGAGAGCUAUUCUGGGACGACGGAGAGAGCAUCGACACCUUGGAGACCGACCAGUACGCUCACAUAGUGUUCACUGUGGUGAAGAACACGAUGACAUCGGAGGUGCUGCACGACCACGUGGAGGCUUCCUACAUCACCGUGGAAACAGCCUCCUUCUACGGCGUGAAGGCGGAGCCUACCAGGGUCACGGUCAACUCCCAGGAUGCUGCAUUCAGCUACAGAGCCAAUCAGGUGUUGACUGUAACAGACCUAGGACUGAAUCUCAGCCAGAACUUCACCAUCAGUUGGAUCUAACAGGUUUUCCCAAAAAUGGGAAUUCUGACCUUUUGGAAUGUUGAUGGUUUCCCUGACGGUCUCUACUGCUUUACUCCCCAUGUCUGUGUCCCAAAUGGCACCCUAUUCCCUAUAUAGUGCACUACUAAUGACCAGGGCCCUUGUGUAUAGGGUGCCAUUUGAGACAGGUAUGGUCUCUGUGAAGCUUUAUAGUGGUGGUGAUGACAGUAUUUAUUUUAGCUGAUUUUAUGGUAUAAACAUCUAUGAAAAAUGACAUUUUAUAUAGUAUUUAACUGAUAAAUGUCUAUAAUAAUGCCUCCACCACACAGUGUAACCAGCCCACAGUACAGCCAGACCCGGUUACCGGGAUUUACCUCCCAAAACCACUCCCUUUUCCCGGGAUUAAUAACAUUGAGACACUGAUAAAUGGUGUUAAAUGAUAUGCCCUGUCUGAAUCUGGCUUCUCUACGGCCUCUGCAUAAUGAAUCAGCGAUCGGGGUGGGGGACAGACGGGCCGUCUCGGGGUGGGGGAC